AUGCCUCAGUUAUGCGAGAACACUGGCAGUGCAGCACGCGAUUUUGCAAUGCUCGAGCGAAAUCUGCUUAGCCAUCUCCGUCUCGCGGCACUGCUCUUGCUGCUGGCUGCAUCUAUCCUCCUCAACGCACGUCUGCCAUCGUCAUCUGAUCCGUCUGGAGACACACCACAUUCCUCAGGUCGCAUUCCACUUGCUUCAAUUGAAGUUGCUGCCGCCGUCGUGGCUAUCGGGGCUGGUAUAUGGGAGUACCGCCGAGGAUAUCAGGAAAUGCAGGACAUGAAAGGGUUCCUAACGGCAGUCAAGCCCCAUUUCUAUGUCAUGAGUGCUGUAGCGGUGGUUGUGUUCACAACCUGCAUUAUCCUCAUAAGCGACUCAGGAAUAUAG
This is a messenger RNA of Phanerochaete carnosa HHB-10118-sp, 384 nucleotides long. RefSeq lists its product as uncharacterized. Bases 1 to 384 code for a protein of 127 amino acids. The transcript has 2 exons. NCBI's taxonomy places the organism in Eukaryota, Fungi, Basidiomycota, Agaricomycetes, Polyporales, Phanerochaetaceae. The record is from RefSeq and is a predicted model, not a curated record.